AUGGCGCUCGGCGACGUCGUCGACGACGACGACGAUGAGUUUUUCGUCGUGCAAGACGCGAGCGGACGCGUGCACGGGGCGACGACGCGCGGGGCGGAUGAAGAAACGUUGUUUCGCGCCGAGGCCUUGGCAAAGUUUUUGGACGUCGACGACGCGCUCGCGGAAAAGUGUCGAGCGAUCGAACGCGAAGGGUCGCGAUGGUUAUCUUCCGUGGACGCGCCGCGAUGCGGGGUCGAGCGCGCGGCGCGGGCGGUGUUCGAGCGGUACGCGAAGGGGUGGGAGUACGACGCGGAGACGAGCGGGGUGGAGUUCUGGACGCAGACGGAAAGGGUGGGAACGCAUUUCGAUAAGGAUGAGGAGGCGCGCGAGCGGUAUGGAGUGUGGUUGACGCCGCACGUCGCGACGGUGACGUACGUUGAGGGUGACGGCGGGUCGGCGCCGACGGUGGUGUUCGACGGGUUGACGCCGAGGAGUCAGCCGGACGCGGAGAAUCACGAUGGCAGCGCGUGCGAGCGAACGGUGGUCAUGUUUCCCAGUCGAGGGGCACACUUCAAGUUCGACGGUCGUUUCUUGCACGGCGUGUACGAGGAGCUGUCGAGGGAUGGCGACGAAGGACGAAGGACGACGCUUCUGGCGAAUGUCUGGUUCAAUCACAAACCCGUCGGCAUCGAGCGUCUUCCCGAUAGUUUUACGGACGACUACGAACCACAAAUAGUGGAAAGCCCUGAGAGUUUGACGCCGUCCGUGCUCUGCCCGGCGUGUCUGGACGUCUCGCCCAUGAAGAAGUGCACCUUUGGGCCGACGGGGACGGAGUACGCACUCGUCGGCGCGACGGAUCUGCCGACGGUCGCACUUCGAGCGUGCGCCGACGCUGGAAUGUCUCUGAUCUUUUUAGAACAUCGCGAUGGCGAUGAUAUCCGAAUCGAAGUUCCGAAGGACGAACCCGACGCAAAGCGUACGAAGGCAACGUAG
Messenger RNA from Ostreococcus tauri, 972 nucleotides. RefSeq names its product unnamed product. The transcript has a single exon. NCBI's taxonomy places the organism in Eukaryota, Viridiplantae, Chlorophyta, Mamiellophyceae, Mamiellales, Bathycoccaceae. The coding region runs from base 1 to 972 and encodes 323 amino acids. The record is from RefSeq and is a predicted model, not a curated record.